CAGGCGGCGGCGCAGGCGGCCACACACCGCCACCAUGGUGCAGCGCCCGGAGAAUGUACGUCAUCUUCCCGGCUGAAGAAGUCGUGGAUCUCACGCUCGGCAUCGUCACCGAACCGCGCCACCACGGGCUGCUCUGCCCGCACCACCGAAACCUUCUCACAGAUCCUGGGACGGAGUCAACCGGACCGGGCCACAAGCAACAACAACUACCGCCACCACCGCAACCACAAGAGCAGCGACCGAAGAACAAGACGCAGCAGACGAAGAAAGAGAAGAGAAAGACGAAACGGCACAAGGAUAGCAUCGCGAUGGCGGGUGGGGGCGAGGCGUCGCUGCGCGAGCUGACGCACCCCGCGCUCAACGAGGCGCUCAAGGCGCACAACGCCGUCACCUUCAAGCUCGUCAGGACCGCUUCUUACUACGUCAUGCCAACCCAUCUAAAGAAACCAGGACGUGCCAAGUGGGAGUGA
Molecule: messenger RNA, 470 nt
Organism: Schistocerca serialis cubense
Lineage: Eukaryota; Metazoa; Arthropoda; Insecta; Orthoptera; Acrididae
Exons: 3
Coding region: 54-470 (138 amino acids)
Source: RefSeq, a predicted model, not a curated record